This is a messenger RNA of Mytilus californianus (California mussel), 526 nucleotides long. RefSeq names its product 39S ribosomal protein L41, mitochondrial-like. Gene Ontology annotation, cellular component: mitochondrial large ribosomal subunit. The record is from RefSeq and is a predicted model, not a curated record. Lineage: Eukaryota; Metazoa; Mollusca; Bivalvia; Mytilida; Mytilidae. The transcript is spliced from 3 exons. The coding region runs from base 9 to 491 and encodes 160 amino acids. Gene Ontology annotation, molecular function: structural constituent of ribosome.
CAUGCUGUAUGAGAAAAAUGAUAUUGAAAGUCUUUGCUAGAAACUGCACAUUGAUUUCUUCCAGAAAUUUCUCGUCUGGAGGAUGUUUAUGUUCCUAUCGAAGAAAACAAGAUUUGCAGCCGUUCGACCCUAAAUUCCCAAUUACUGGUAAACAUGUCAACGAGACGAGAAAAGGAGGCAGCAAAAUAAUGGCAGAAAAACUGGCCUUACAUGUUGUGCAACCGACAGGAUAUGUGGACAGGAAAACUUACAGAUUUAAAAAUAAGAAAGAGAUGAUACCAGAAUUUAUAGUUCCUGAUCUCACUGAUUUUAAGUUAGGUCCUUAUGUACCCUAUAAAUCUCCAAGUAUAGAAUCAGAGGCAUCAACACCUGAACAGUUAUUUGAAGCAUUGUAUGUUGACAAAGUAUUAGAGGAAUUUAAAGAAGGAAAAAUUACAGCAGAUAUGGACUUAGAGGACAUUGAAAAAUUAGAAUCAUUGAAAAGAUCAUAGCUUUUAUUUUGUAUAUAAAUUUUGAUGCAAAACUA